This is a messenger RNA of Mercenaria mercenaria, 3643 nucleotides long. RefSeq lists its product as uncharacterized. The record is from RefSeq and is a predicted model, not a curated record. NCBI's taxonomy places the organism in Eukaryota, Metazoa, Mollusca, Bivalvia, Venerida, Veneridae. Gene Ontology annotation, molecular function: protein binding. The transcript has 2 exons. Bases 242 to 1873 code for a protein of 543 amino acids.
UUAAGUUUAGUAUUUCAAGCAGAACGGCAAGGAAUAAUAUGGUAAACAUUUUAUACACUUUACGCAACUGACAUAAGUUACAUUUUGUUUUAAAGAACGCAUUUAUAUCGUGAAUAGUGCAACUGGUCCGUAAGCUGUGCUUUUAAGUCACGGAAGAGUUAAGAGAAUACAAAGAUGACAAAACAAUCAGGAGGUCAAACGGGUUUCUAAACUAGAAUUUCAAAGAUAUUUCAGGAUAAUUAUGGCAAGUGGAAAAUCGGAUAAAACAAGAACUGAAAUUAAAAAUGUCGACUUUGAAGACGAAACUACAACAAGUGACUACCUGUUAGUAUCAGGAAGUCCAUCUUCUACCCUAAGAAGUGAUAUCACAUCUUUCUCCCGUUCAUAUCUAUCAAUAAGAGGAUCUGAGAUCACAGGAAUGGAUACUCCUAGUGUUUCAUCAAUCGCUGAUCCAGAGACCGGAUCUGAUGAUGUGUCAGAAAUGUUCGAUGAGCUGCGGCUUAGGGACAGUCUAGCUAAAGGGGAUAUUUCUAAAAACAAACCAGUAAAAACUGAAAAGAAAGUUUGUUCUAAUUGUGAUGUUGACGGAAUACAAACAGAGGCGACCCACCUUUGUAAAAGUUGCAAGCCUGAUGGUAGAUAUAUUUGUCACAAAUGUUUACAGAGUCACAACAGAUGGUCCCUCGAUCAUUUUGUUGUCUCACUAUCUGUAGAGGAUGGAAGAUCUGGGAAAGAAACAAAUGAAGAUUCAAGCGAACUGAUUACUUCACAGGAACACUUCGCAGAUAUCCGGGAAAUUUUAAACAGUGAUACCCGAGAAGUUUCAGAAUUUCAGGAAAAACUAAGUGGCACCAGUAAAGUUGAAACUGAAAGUAAUAAAAACUACAAACCAAAUUCAGUUGAACAAGAACCAGACAGAAGUGGUACUUUGCACCAUCCGAAGAUAAGACGGUUGAGAGGUGAUUACUAUGGUCUUGAAAAUGAUUUUAAAAACGCUCAGAAGAGAGACAGACCACGUUUUUAUGAUGACAAACUGUACCGUGAAAUCUUACAAGAUCAAAGAUACAAAUGCCCUUCAGAGACAACCGAUGAAAGUUUUAUAAAAUAUGGAACCUAUUCAAUACGAACUGAUGCAGAUACCAAACCCUGCUUUGUUACAGGUACUUGCCAGCUUCAAGAUGGUAGAAUAGUAAUCACAGAUUCCGAAAAUUGCCGACUUAAAGUUUUGGAUCCAAACAGAUUUAAAGUCACUGCUUCUCACAAAUUACAGAGUAAUCCAUGCUCGAUAAGUUACAUGAAAGAAAACAAAGUCUCAGUUGCAUUUGCUAACUGUGAAGUUGCUAUUGUUGACAUUUUAGAGGAGAUAGAAAUAAGAAGUUCAUUUAAAAUCAAACAUGUUUGUAAAGGUCUUGCAUAUGACAACGGAAGUUUGUACGUUUGUACUGGACAUAUGAUUGAAAUUUACAGCGAGACAGGUGACAAGAAAACUUCGCUUCAGCCUGCUUCUACCGAUGUUAAAAUCAGAUGCCCUACGAGCAUAAGUAUUAGUAAAAAUGGUGGCAUUAUUUAUGUUUCAGACAAAGACAAAGGCAUAGUCAUUAUGGACGAAGAGGGUCAUAUUCUGAAUACAAUAUCAGAUAAUGUAUAUGAACCAAAUGCGUUGUGCCUUGACAUGUCCGGAAAAAUAUUUACAACAGAAAUGAAUUCGGGCAGAGUUUUAAAAGUCGAUCCAGAAAAUGGAAAUGUAAAACAAGUGGUACGAGAAGUUUGUCAAAAAGAUUAUCCAAUUUCUUUGUGUCAUGAGAGAAUAUUCAAUCGUCUUAUUGUUGGUGUUUGGAGGAGUGACAGCAUCCACGUGUUUACGUGCUCUUGACAUGAGUUUUAUGUUCUUGUAGUGGCAUAUUUUUGUACACAUAUGUGAAUUCAGGUGUAAAAUAUAUGCGACUUAAGUAAUAUGUUGUUCUAGGAAACAGGGGUCUAUCUCGGAGCGUUAAAUUCUAAGUUCAGUUUCAGCUUGCUUACGAAAAGUCGGUGAUAUUACCCAGGUGCCCGCCCGUGAUGACAUAAUGUACACAGAGGCACCUAUGGUCCUCCUCCGCCAUCAAAAAUCGGAAAGUCACCAUAAAUGUGUCGGUGGGACGACAAAAUUAGGAAAGUAACAAUAUUCAUAUGUUCAUAUAGAAUUUGCCUUCAAUGUAUGUUAACUAUCAUUAACCUACGUUUUUGAAAAAUGCAAUACUACUCGUGCUUACAUAUCUUCAUGUUUACACAACCAUGGCCUUCGUUUCAAUAACGUCAGGACUUCUUGCGUUUACAUCAGAUAAGCCACAAAGGUGCAGAGGUCAGGGCAUACUCAUGAUGUCAACAGGUAUAAUUAUUUAUAAAAAUACAGAAGUGGGGAGCGUAUAUCUCCAUGCACCAGAGCUGUUCUGCAAUUCUUUUUUUUUUCUGAGGGACCCCUUAAUUUGUCUCAGUCAACAUCCAUGAACAUUAAAAUCAUUCUUUACCAUUUUUCUUUAUAGAAGUAUAUCACUGUGCUCAAAACAAAGAACUAUAAAAUGCAUUUAUUUUAUAGCUCUUUGCUCAAAAUUAGGAAAUGUAAGUUGUGUCAAAUUUCUUCUUAUCAAUGAAACUUGCAUAUAGCUGUUUCAUGUGUACUUAGGCAAAUUACUCAAUACAGAAUGCAUGUCUUUAUCGCGCUUGCUUGUUUUGAAUUUUUGAAUAACAUAAAGACUUUUAGAGAAAAAACGCUGUCUGUGGGUGGCCAGAAUGCCAAACACGUCCCUGCUAUAUAAGUUAUGUUUAUCACUAUCGGGCCUAGAAUUUAACAAUUGCUAUUACAUGUUUUCAAUAACAUUAUACCUGUACAUGUAUAUACAAAAUUGCGGUAGUAAAUUAUACAAGUGUGUAAAAUAAAGACACUUUGUAUUUAUUUAAAUGUUUAAAAUACAUCUAGUCCUGGUAAAUGGUGAAACAUUAUAAUCUUUUAAUUUAUUAUUAUUAUUAUACCAGAUUUAUAUAGCGCCCUUUUCAUGAUCAAUUUCACGUUCAAAGGCGCUUUACAUAGUUCAAAUGCAGCCACACAGGGCGCAUAAUUCAUCCUCUACUAGAACAUACACAGAGCGAUCUGACCAGAGGGGCAGAGUGAGACAAAGCCCCCACGACAGAGAGAUCAGAAAUCAGAUACAGGCAUGUCCGGCUAACUUAGCCUAGCUCGUUGCAAAUAGACAGCCUAGUUCUUUAACGUGCCCAGUGUAUAGCACUGAUACACGUAAAGAUUGCCUGGGUUCCCGACCAGUACACCUCUAGUUCGGUGGGAAACACUGAAAAGCGUUUCUGAAAAUUCCCGAGUAGCUGCCAGGGAUCGAACCCCCAACCUCAGGAUUGGAAGGCCAGUGUGCAAACCACUGAGCUAUCCGUCCACCAAUUUAAGAUAAGUUUGUAACACACAUAGACGUAUUUCAAACACACUGGGCAGAAAAUCCCUGAUCUCUGAAAUUUGAUUCUAUGAUGAUAUAUAAUUAUGUAACUAUCUUAAUUAUGACUGUAGAGAAUUGAAUGAAUAUACGACGAAAAUAUAGCAACAAUUGUACAGAUAUGUAUACAUUUGCUGCUUUUUCGCUAUUAAAUAUUGAACAUUCAA